This is a messenger RNA of Synchiropus splendidus (mandarinfish), 3412 nucleotides long. It is a transcript of the gene chchd3a, whose product is annotated as coiled-coil-helix-coiled-coil-helix domain containing 3a. NCBI's taxonomy places the organism in Eukaryota, Metazoa, Chordata, Actinopteri, Syngnathiformes, Callionymidae. Gene Ontology annotation, biological process: inner mitochondrial membrane organization. The transcript is spliced from 9 exons. The record is from RefSeq and is a predicted model, not a curated record. Gene Ontology annotation, cellular component: MICOS complex; mitochondrion. Bases 109 to 1485 code for a protein of 458 amino acids.
CUAAGGAAGUGUUGAUGUUGUCCGGCAGCUAACGGAGAUUCACAUGAGUGACUGACUCCUCGUCUUCGGUCUGUUCAUGUCGUAAAUUUUCACUUCAUUGGUGUUCAAAUGGGAGGUAACAGCAGCACCCGGCGUGUGUCUUUUGAGUCAGACGAGAACGACAAUGUCAUGGUGGUGAAGGGCGUCCGGCUCUCUGAAAAUGUCAUCAAUCGCAUGAGAGAACCGACAGCUCCUCUGAAACCCAAGCAGGAACCGGCUCACCCUCUCUCCCCUCUACUUCAAAAGCCCCCUCCGUCCGACCCAAAAGUCUCCCUGCCACACUCUAAAGUAGAGACAGUGACCCACCCACCACUUGCAUCUCCUCCUCCUCCUCCUCCUCAGCCUCAGCCAGAACAGGUACCAGCACCCACAGUGAUUGACAUAGUGCUCCCCAUCCCACCACCCUCUGCUCCUGCUUCCCCCCCUGCUUCUGCUGCUUUUGAGCCAGACAAUGUUUCUGCCUGCGCCUCAGCUUCUGCUUCCCCCAAUGAUCCCAUCGCUCCAACUGUUCCACCCACUCCACCAGCUACGCUUGCUCCUCCUGUUCCAGAUGUGUCCUCAUCUGCUCCAUCUAUGUUACCUGUCACCAUUGAACCCAUCCUUUCUCCUGUACCUCAUCCCUCCCCCCAUCCUGCUGAGCCUGCCACGCCACCGCCUCGCCCCGCUUCAGGGGACACCCUGUCCCAGCAGCAUGUUGAGCCGCCAUCUAUCCCCCCCCUGCUUGAAACCAUUGCUCCUUGUGAACCUGUGACCCCUCCGUCUCAGCCCUCGGUGGAGACGGUGUCUCCUGCUCCUGUCCCUGAACCAAGUCCAGUCCCUCCUGCUGCAUCAGCUGUUGAUGAAGAGGCUCUGAGGAAGAAGAUUACUGAUGAACUGCAAAAGGGCCUGGAGCAGGAGCGAGCCAAGGCGGAGCGAGAUUUGCUGUCAUGGCUGGAGGCUGAAAAGGCCAGAUCGUCGGCUCAGGUUCAGGCUGAAGCUCAAAGCCAUGUCCGGAGUGAAGUGUCCAGACUCCUGUCAGCGGAGCGUGAUGCAGCCCAGCAGAGUGUGCAGCAGGCCAUCUUGAAGGAGAAAAUUGCCGCUGAGGAUGAGCAGCGCCGUGUGAACAUCUAUGCUAAGAAGCUGGCGUCCAAGGAGGCUGAUCUGAAUAGGCAGGAGGCCUUCUACCGGGACCAAGUGGCUCGCCUGGAGGAGUGGAGUGCUGAGAUCUACAAGAUCACCACGGACAACUAUCACAAGGCUGCUGACCAAGUCAAUGCCAAGUACAAGAGGUACGAGUGGCAUCCCGUGUGCGCUGACCUGCAGGGCCAGAUUCUGGCCUGCUACAAGGAAAACGCGGGAAAGACUCUGCUUUGCUCCAACCUCGCUGCCAAGUACCUGGAGUGUGUCAACAGCGCCAAGCAGACUGGCAAGUUUGCUGCGUCGUGGACAGAGGACAUAACAUGUUGAGGACCGCUGGGUAACAGAAGUGGAGGAGGGAGAAGAAACCAGAGUUGAUCGUGUGGGAUUACUGAUGAUGGAGGGAGCAGCAGAGUGAGCUGGAGAAGAGUGAAGAAGGGGAGGAGGAGUGAGUCAGCACGAGGACACACACCCCCGACGCCAGCGGCGCACACACACACACACACACACACACACACACACACACACCUGUGGUGCAGCACAGAGACACUCCUCUCCUCAGCCAGAUCUAUUUUUAGCAUCCAACCACCGCACUGUUGUGCUGCGGCCGUCAUGUCGCUCUGUGUCACCGUGGAAUAAACAAGUCCCCCAAACCUGCCGGCUUUUCUGCGCAGUUCUUCCAGCGGCUCUUCCUCUUGUCACCACGCUAGCGGCUUCGCUAACCUUCCAUCAAUCGCUAGCGGCUUCGCUAACCUUCCAUCAAUCGCUAGCGGCUUCGCUAACCUUCCAUCAAUCGCUAGCAGCUUGCUAACCUUCCAUCAAUCGCUAGCAGCUUCACUAACCUUCCAGCAAUCACUAGCGGCUUCGCUAACCUUCCAUCAAUCGCUAGCAGCUUCGCUAACCUUCCAUCAAUCGCUAGAGGCUUCGCUAACCUUCCAGCAAUCACUAGCGGCUUCGCUAACCUUCCAUCAAUCGCUAGCAGCUUCGCUAACCUUCCAGCAAUCGCUAGCAGCUUCGCUAACCUUCCAGCAAUCACUAGCGGCUUCGCUAACCUUCCAUCAAUCGCUAGCAACUUCGCUAACCUUCCAGCAAUCACUAGCGGCUUCGCUAACCUUCCAUCAAUCGCUAGAGGCUUCGCUAACCUUCCAGCAAUCACUAGCGGCUUCGCUAACCUUCCAUCAAUCGCUAGCAGCUUGCUAACCUUCCAUCAAUCGCUAGCAGCUUGCUAACCUUCCAUCAAUCGCUAGCAGCUUCGCUAACCUUCCAGCAAUCGGCCAGUGGUUCGGCCUGGAUGGAGCAGUUUCCUUCCCAACUGCAGAAGCUGCUUGACUCUGGUGAAGUGCCACCUGGGUCAGUCUGCAGCCCUGACCCCACCACCAGCCGUGGUCUGGUCUUGGGAGCCGUGAUGAUGGCGCAGGCGAUGAAGAGCUGCGCUGCUGCGCCCCACCUUGGCUCACGGAUCAGUUCUGGCCUGACGUCAGCCGCUUCUGUGGCUGGUUCUUGAUGUUGUGUUGCAGUACACAAUGUUGACAAAACAUAUUUGUGGACUGACAGAUUUGAAUGUGAGACGUGAGUGGUUUAAUCAAAACAAUAUUCUGUCAAACAAUUUCAAUAAAAGAAUGAGAAUAAAUUGGAAAAGAUGAUGAAAUUGCAAGGACUAAUGUCGUCCUGAAAAUGGCGGUGGCCGACAACAAAAGCAGGAGGAGAACCCAACACUUGCUCCGUGGCGCAGGUUUGGCGUGGUGCCGCUGGUGACUGGAGCCGCGCCUCCUCCAGCUCUCAGAGAAGCGAUUGGACGGUGGGAUGGGAGAGGAGGCAGAUGGCAGGCCGCUCGCGCCUCUGCUCGGCUGAUGGCUCUAUUCAUCAGGCCGCCGCCGCCGCCGCCGCCGCCGCUCCUCCUCCCUCAAGCUCUGCACCAAGCCAGGAUUGAUGGAGUCAGCGCUCCACUCUCCUGCUCUUAUUUAUUUGUCCUUCUUUAGUUCAGUCCGCACCUUUUUUCUCUGAGCCCCCGCCUGAAGCGGAGUCAGGGGCCUCGGCCGUGACGCUGCUGCGGCCAGGAGCAGGAAGUCUCUUCCUUCCUGUUCAGUCCGUCUCACUUCCACACGUCACCUCGGAGCACAGCUUGUUACGGACCAGAACCAAGUCGCACUUGUUUCCAAAUCGCUGGAACUCCAGUUGAUUCCCACAGUCCAGAAGAGUUUCAUUUAGAAGAAGGGUCAUGACUUGCACAGUAGCGCCCCCCAGAUAUACUAGCAGG